UUGUCGUUGUGGUUGUUGUUGUUGUUGUAGUGCUGGUGCUGGUGGUCGUUGUCGUUGUUGUCGUCGUUGUGGUUGUGGUUGUAGUGGUGGUCGUCAUCGUUGUCGUUGUUCUUGUCGUCGUGGUGGUUGUCGUUGUUGUUGUCGCAGUUGUUGA
Molecule: messenger RNA, 154 nt
Organism: Rotaria socialis
Lineage: Eukaryota; Metazoa; Rotifera; Eurotatoria; Philodinida; Philodinidae
Source: the annotation of a GenBank genome assembly